Molecule: messenger RNA, 2841 nt
Organism: Dentiscutata erythropus
Lineage: Eukaryota; Fungi; Glomeromycota; Glomeromycetes; Diversisporales; Gigasporaceae
Source: the annotation of a GenBank genome assembly
AUGGGUCAGCUUCCAUCAAAAAAGCAAAUGAUUUCCACCGUUAUCACACAGCCGGAAAACGGCGUGACUAUUCAAAUAAAUACAGCAUUUACAGUUGUAAAAUCAAUCAAUCUCAAUGCUGGCUUUUUCUUAAAUCCAACCACACACUAUUAUGUAAAUCCACAAACACUUGGUGCUAAUGGUAAUAUUAACGAACAUAGUCACGUUACCACCCAACAACUCGACGGGGAAUUAACUGCUAAUGUUGCAAAUGGUGUACUAACUGCUGGCACAUAUAGAAUUUGCACUAUGACAGCUUCGGACAGUAAUCAGCCUGUUCUUAUGCCUAUUGCUCAACGUGGUGCUCAAGAUGAUUGUAUCAGGAUUAAUGUUGUUGCAGGUAAUACUGGAAAGGGUGGAAAUCAAGCUCAGGGUGCUGGUGCUAAUGGAGGAACUCAAGCUCAGGGUGCUGGUGCUAAUGGAGGAAAUAUAGCUCAGGGUGCUGGUGCUAAUGGAGGAAAUAAAGCUCAGGAAGAUACAGAAAGACUAACCAGUUCAACUUCAGAACCUACAUCUAUUCCUCAAAACUCUUCAUAUCCAUCGUUUUUACCAAAUGAAUCAGCUGCAAACAUUCAAAGCUCCAGACAAAAACUAGGAUUGAUAACAGAUGUAUACACAACGGAUCGAAAUAAUUAUAUGCUGCCAAGUUCACCAGACACGCCAUCACAAGAAAAUGAUACAUUUCCAUCAGAAUCAACUUAUUCUUUUUAUGAUUAUUCACGUAGACGCUAUGGUAGAGGGCAUUCACACAGUCUCUCCAUCGACUCAACGAUGUCCAUAGAUCACCAUCCAGUAGUAUAUUCAUUUUCACAUGCUUCACUUGCUACCACCCAUGAAAUAAAUGAAGAUUCAACUCCAGAGUUAACUCCAAAUUUAGUGACUUCAAUAGAUACUUUCAACCAAAGAUCACCGUCAUUAAAAACACCAUUUUUCCAAGAGUAUCCAUUAUCCCCAACUUUUGAUAAUACAUCAGUGAGUUCAUCAGGAAAAUCAUCAUCGUCGAUAGAAAACCCACCUCGUAAACUUUUGUUGCAAUCAUCUAUGCUACAAAUUAUUAAUAUCAGCAGUCUGAAAGAACGUUAUUUGUUUCUUUUCAAUGAUUUAUUAAUCAUUGCUAAACUUAUCAAUACUAACCCACAAAAAAGCAAUAUACCCCCUACAGAGAAACGGUAUCAAGUUAAACAUAUCGUUGAAAUGCAUCAAAUUACUCAUAUUACUCUUCCUCCGCUAGAAGAUCGAGAUGCAUCUCUGAUAAAUAAAGCACCAAAAAGAGAACCUUCUGUUAUGGCAACAUUCUCUCGAAAAUUUUCCACAAAUCCUCAUGGUGCAAUAGCUGAUAUGGUAGAGAAACGUCAUGUAAAAAAUGAUUCAAAUCAUAUCGCAGCACUUCUUUUUAAAAGGUCCGAAUUAAGCAAACGUAAAUUAGGCCUAUACCUUUCUGAUCGAAAAAACAAAGAAAUUAUGAUCGCAUUUUUAGACAAAUUUCGAUUUGAGGGUCUCUAUAUAGAUGAGGCUUUACGCGUAUUUUUGAUGAGUGUAUGUCUACCACCUGAACGAGAAGACUUUGAUUAUUUAAUAAAGUCAUUCGCAAAUCGUUGGUAUAAUGCGAAUGUCAACGUUGUCAAGUCCAAUGAAGAUAUGUCAAUAAAGUUGGCCUUUGCUAUAUUAGAACUCAAUAGUAGAUUGCACGGGCAACAUAACAUCACGGAUAAUAAAAAUGUUAGGAAUGUUAACAGGGCUGGUACCUUUACACUCCAAGACUUUGUGAAUCAAUUUCGUAGGGAAAGUUAUCAGUUUCACCUAGUUCCCGAUGAAGUAUUAGAAAAAGUAUAUUAUUCGAUUCAUAAAGAAAAAUUAGAGUUUGCAUGGGACGACACACUUGAAGAUAUUUCACCACAGAUACCAAUAAAAGUUCAUCCAGUAAGAUGGCCAACUCGCCUUACCCUUCUUACUCCUUCAGAUCCUAUCACCAUCACAAUUCCUCAACCUGAUCCUCAAUUUGCUAUAAAACUUCACGGACAGGAUUUGACUUUCGAUCCACCUUUUCUUGAUUUCACACAUACAAAUUCAUGUACUUUUACCAUAACAGGAGAGACAUUAGGACUACAUUCCAUGGUACUUAUUAAAUCUGGGGCACGUUGUCGUAAUUAUAUAAAUUUGCCAUCCACUAAAACAAUGUUGGUCGAACGAGCAUUUAUGAAAUGGACAUUUAAAAUUUCAUUUGCCGCUGACAAUGGAAUAAUACGACAUUAUCUUUUCAGUGCCGAUUCACAAGAACAUAGACGCGGUUGGGUUGAAACCAUAAAAGCUUUAGUAGAAAAAUUACUGUCAGAUAGUCUUAGUAGUCCUAAGUCACCAGUAUCUCAAGUGGAUCCAACAAAAGCAGCCGAAGCAGUAGCUUUACGAGUAUUGAAAGAUGCAUUAAUUCCCAGUGAAAAUGCUAUUAGGGAAUUUACAAAUACUAUUAAAGAUAGAUCAAGUCCAGUAAAUAAUGCACUGGAAAACAUUUCUAACAGCAGCAAUCCGGCAGUAAGAAAUAGUGUAAGAAACAGCGUAAGAAACAGCGUAAGAAACAGUAUGUGGAAUAAUUUGAAUCUUGUAAACCAAAAUACACCAGUUAAUCCAUUUGCAUCUUAUGCAAAAACAGGAGAUGAGAUUAUUCAUAUGACUAUUCAGAACAGUCUCUUACCAUUUCUUCUUGGAUUUUUUACCAAGCAAUUAGAAACUGAUACAAAAAAUUCAAAUUCAUCUAAUAACGCCAACACGAACAAUAUAAAUAAUGAUAGAGAGGAACUUUCAUAA